Aphanomyces invadans is the source of this 93-nucleotide messenger RNA. RefSeq lists its product as hypothetical. NCBI's taxonomy places the organism in Eukaryota, Oomycota, Saprolegniomycetes, Saprolegniales, Verrucalvaceae. The annotation marks the transcript as partial. The transcript has 2 exons. The record is from RefSeq and is a predicted model, not a curated record.
UCUGUCAUCUACUGCAACACAAAGAUUGUGCGGUCCCGUAUCGGCCAGUACGCUGCUGCUGUCCACAGGCUCAACCUGCAAAAGCGCAUCUAA